CUUGUCACGAAAAGCAGUGACUGAUCGUCAUGUGAAAUGUUGCAGACACCGAAUCCUUGCAGAAGCGUGUAUAGUAUCCAAGGGAAGAGCAGCAGUUCUGCCCAUCUACACAAAACUCCUUCAGCCACCCCCAGAAGUUCAAAAGAAAUAAGUCAAGUCGAAGCUGAUUGAGAGGCAACAACAGGGAAGGGCUAAAGUGGUCACUGGGUGAAAGUGGUGUGGAGCCUGGUUUCCAUUAAUACACAGCCUGGCUUAAACAAAAACAGAUUGUGUCUGUCUGUACAACGUGAUCAAUAAAGAACACUGCCAGGACCUGAUGUUGUGUGCAGUGUUUGCUGGCAGCAUUCAGAAGCAGGGAUCAGCACUGGAGGUGCAGCAAUUAAUGCCACAAUUCUUCAGAUGAGUUCGUGACAUGAAUAGACAAAAGAUUUUGGCCUUCACCACGAAAUAGUCUGUGGAUUGGUUCAAGUGGAAUUUCUGACCAGCAUCACGGGAGAUUUACACUUCUCCAACAGAGACAAACACCAUGAACACAUCAGACAAUGGAAUUAGCAGUUCGUGUGCAAUCUGUGGAGAUAGAGCAACAGGAAAACACUAUGGUGCCUCCAGUUGUGAUGGAUGCAAGGGUUUCUUCAGACGAAGCAUAAGGAAGAGCCAUGUAUAUUCUUGCAGAUUUAAUCGGCAAUGUGUCGUUGACAAAGACAAGAGGAACCAAUGCAGAUAUUGCAGAUUGAAGAAAUGUUUUCGAGCUGGCAUGAAGAAAGAAGCUGUACAGAAUGAGCGAGAUCGAAUAAGUAACAGACGGAACAACUAUGAAAGCUGCAGCUCACCUUCGAUCGCCACACUGGCUCAAGCUGAACUUCUAUCUCAUCAGCAGAUCUCCCUCUCGGUUUCGGCAGCAAGCACAGAUAUCACCACAAAGAAAAUUGCCAGUAUUAGCGACGUCUGCGAGUCAAUGAAGGAACAGUUGCUGGUUUUGGUGGAAUGGGCAAAAUAUAUUCCAGCUUUCUGUGAACUGCCAUUAGAUGAUCAGGUUGCUUUGUUAAGAGCACAUGCUGGGGAACACUUACUACUUGGAGUGGCAAAACGAUCCAUGUUAUACAAGGAUGUCCUAUUACUAGGGAAUGAUUAUGCCAUACACCGCAACAGUCCGGAAAUAGAAAUUAGUCGCGUGGCAAAUAGGAUUUUGGAUGAGUUGGUGCAGCCUUUCCAAGAAAUUCAGAUCGAUGACAAUGAAUAUGCCUGUUUGAAAGCAAUUGUUUUCUUUGAUCCAGAUGCAAAGGCUUUAAACAAUCCAUCAAAAAUCAAGACAAUGCGUUACCAAGUGCAAGUUAGUUUGGAAGAUUACAUUAAUGAUCGACAGUAUGAUUCCCGAGGGCGAUUUGGAGAGCUGCUACUGCUGUUACCUACUCUUCAAAGUAUAACUUGGCAAAUGAUCGAACAAAUCCAAUUUGUCAAACUUUUUGGACUUGCUAAAAUUGACAACUUGCUCCAAGAAAUGCUGCUGGGAGGUACAGCGAAUGAUCCAUCCCAUCUUCAUCAUCCUGGGCAUCCUCAUGUAGCUCAAGAUCCACUGACAGGCCAAACUAUACUGAUCAGUUCAAUGCCUGCAGCAGCUCACACUGAAUCAAUGUCUACACCAGAGACCCCACUACCAUCUCCUCCACAAGGUUCAGGCCAAGAACAAUACAAGCUUGCUUCAAACCACCACUCGGUCAUUUCUCAACAAGUGCCACUACCGAAGCAGAAGGGCUUGUGAUGUCAACCUAAAUUUAUGAAUGUCGGUUUGUGCUUUCUGUACACAUCCGACACCAGAAGUAUGAGUGAAGCUGAAAGGUGGAAAGUGACACUGCCAUCCUGUACUGCUUGUAAUCAUGGCUGUUUAAUUUCUUGAUGUUGCCAAUAAUGUUUUUUUUUGUGUGUGUGGGGUUUACCAUUUCAGGAGUAAAAUGCUAUUGCUCUUAAACACAAGUUGCAAUCUCAGGUUGUUAUUUUAAAGGUUAAACUCGUUUGUAUCAUGACAAAGCAACCUUGGUCCACUUCAAAAGUUGGUGUUGUAACUGUUAUAAAUUAUAGAUUAGAUUUAC
Molecule: messenger RNA, 2087 nt
Organism: Chiloscyllium plagiosum (whitespotted bambooshark)
Lineage: Eukaryota; Metazoa; Chordata; Chondrichthyes; Orectolobiformes; Hemiscylliidae
Source: RefSeq, a predicted model, not a curated record